AGGCUUGUCCCAGCCAGGAGAUUGCGGGGGCUAACAGCUGUACAAAGGAAUGUCUUCCGUUGUCAAUCUACUCAGCCACAGCAUUCUACAGAUUUGAUAUACAACUUCAACAAGAGAACACUCUUACCAACACCAAGGCCAUACGAUGAUAUAUCAGACGAGCAUUCUAGCAUCUAUACAACAACAGAUAAUCAAGAACUUUUCGCAAUCUUAGAAGCUUGUUUGUCUUCUCCUUUCCUCCUCGAACGAGCUCAAGGUGUCUUCCAAAAUUUACGUGAGAAGCAAAUAGAGAAUUUUACAUCAAAUAAUUAUUCUACGCUUGACGUUACAAUAUACAAUAAAUUCAUCGAGCGUUACUUCCAAGAAGCCGAUAAAAGAUCGAAAUCUAGUGGCGAUAAGUACAUCGGAGAGGCUUUCAAACUUUGGGAUGCACUUUUUACUGGUAAAGAAGGUGUUAAUUGGGAGCUUGAAACAUGGACUUUGAUGGUGAAGGGUAUGGCAAAGCAUGGUGAUUCUUCUUACUCCUGCAAACCUCUACUUGAUGCAGUAAACGAUUUGCCUGGUAAACCAAGUCUGAGGGAUGUCAUUAUAAAGUACUCUCAUUUCACUAGUUUAUCGGAGUCAUUUGCAGCAGUUUCCGUACUCACACGAGCAGCUGCAAGUGCUGGAAAUGUGCCAUUAAUUGAGGAAUUAGCCUCAAUUCAUGCUGAAUUGGAGAAAAGUAUGAAUGGCGUUGAAGAGGAAAAUGCAUCACUACCAGAUGAAGCAGCAUCUGAGGCCGUACAAGGAGAAGAAGAUAUCAUGGGUGUUCUCAGUCCAUCAACUUCUGAAACACCAUACAACCUUUACUCACUUAGACAAUCACUAAAACCACUCGGACAUACUUCUAAAACUCUCGCUGGUGAUCCUGCUGCCCGUCAACGUUUACUUGAGGAAUCAGCUUAUGAAACCGCUAAAGCUAGAUUUGAACAUGAAAUGAAUGAGCUCGAGAAAGCGGGCGUUUCUACUGCUUUAUCUGGUCAUCCUUUGCAGAAACUUAUGUGGGAUUGGUGGAAAAAGGUCUCAGUUGAUAUUCAAGCAAAGCUCCAGAAGAGUAUGGAGACAACGAAUCCAAAGACCAAGGAAGAGAAGUUUAUGAAUGAAAUCACACCAUUUUUAUCCUUACUUUCAUCUGAAAAGAUGUCUUUAAUUACUGUCCUUGAAAUUUUAAGGCUAAGUGGUACAGGUGGUAUAGCAGAGGGUAUGAAAACCACUCGCGCAUUAUUAUCAGUUGGCAAAGCCGUGGAGAAUGAACAUCAUGCUGAAAUACUUAAACAAAAGCACGGAAUUUCAUUGAAAGGUGUAGAAGCAGAUGCUAAGCAAGUAAAACGUAAACUUCGUUAUUUCGAUCACCGUAAAGCUGAAAAAGAACUUGAUCUUAAAUCGCCAGAAUUCACUGGUUUGAUCGACGAUGCUAUGGGAACUUCAGAACAAUCGCCUGAAGCACAUAGUCAUGAUAUUGCCUCGGAGAGAGCGAAAGCAAGGGUUGUCGAAGAGCGUAUGAAUAAAGCUUGGACACCAAAUUGGUCACAAAUUAUUAGAAUUAAAGUUGGUUCAUUCUUAGUGGAUAGUCUCAUGGAAUGCGCUACUAUCACAAGGACAGCUAAACAUCCAGAAAGUGGAGAAGAGAUGACGGAAGCCCAACCAGCUUUUUCACAGUCUUAUCAAUACGUCAGAGGAAAGAAACUUGGUGUCAUUAAAGUAAAUACAGCGGUUGCUGAUAGACUUGAUAAAGAUCCAUUGGGUUCGACCAUCCAUCCAAGACAUCUUCCUAUGCUUGUCAAACCAAAACCUUGGUUGAGAUACGAUAGUGGUGGAUACCUCUUCCAUAAAAAUUCAGCCAUGAGAUUCAAAGAUUCAAAUGAACAACAAUCAUACAUAUUAAAAGCUUCAAGUGAGGGUACAAUGGAACCUGUUUUAGCUGGUUUAGAUGUCCUUGGUGCUACACCUUGGAACAUUAACAGGAAAGUUUUCAAUGUAGUCAAAGAAGCUUGGAAUACAGGUGAAGGUCUGGCGAAGAUACCACCUGCAACAACAAAAACUCCAGAUCCAGUUAAACCUGCAAACUAUGCAAUUGAUCCAAAAGAACGUUCAAAUUAUUUACAAAGCAUGAAAGCUGUUGUCAAUGAAAGAAGGAAUAAUCAUAGUAUCAGAUGUGAUACUAAUUAUAAACUUGAAAUUGCCAGAGCAUUUUUGAACGAAACGUUUUAUUUCCCUCAUACUUUGGAUUUUAGAGGUAGAGCAUAUCCAAUUCCUCCACAUUUAAAUCAUAUUGGCGAUGAUCUUAGUAGAGGUUUACUUAUUUUUGCCGAGAAGAGACCAUUAGGGGAGAAGGGAAUGAGAUGGCUCAAAAUUCAUUUGGCUAAUGUAUACGGUUAUGAUAAGGCAUCAUUUAAUGAAAGAGAGCAAUUCGCAGAUGAGCAUAUGGAGGAAAUCUACGACAGUGCAGAUAAUCCAUUAAAUGGUCGUAAAUGGUGGUUAAAAGCUGAUGAUCCUUGGCAAUGUUUAGCAGCAUGUUAUGAAAUUCAAGCAGCUAUGUUAUCACCAAAUCCACUCGCCUAUGAGAGUGCAUUACCAGUUCAUCAAGAUGGUACAUGUAACGGUUUACAACAUUACGCAGCACUCGGUGGUGACCCAAUGGGAGCUAAACAAGUUAAUCUCGAACAAGGAGAUAGACCAUCAGAUGUAUACACAGCUGUCGCAGAUCUCGUUAUUGAAGAUAUAAAGAAAGAUGCAUUAGAAUCAGAUAAUGAGUUUGCAAAGAUCCUCGAAGGAAAAAUCACUAGAAAGGUCGUCAAGCAAACAGUUAUGACAACAGUUUAUGGUGUUACAUUUAUUGGAGCACGUGAUCAGAUUGACAAACAACUUCAAGAUAGAGGUGAUAUCCCACAAGAUAAGGUUUACACAACUGCAAGUUACCUAGCUAAAAAGGUUUUAAGAUCCAUCGGUGAUCUUUUCGCUGGUGCUAAUGCAAUUCAAAAGUGGUUGAGUAUGAGCGCGAGAUAUAUAGCCAAGUCGAUUCCACCAGAGAGAUUGAUUAGAGCACUUGAGCCACUCGAGGCUAAAAGAAAGAAUAGCCCCGCUAACAAGGGUAAUGUUUCAACACGCACAGCAAAAGAACAAAUGACAUCUGUUAUAUGGACAACCCCACUUGGUUUGCCAAUUGUGCAACCUUACCGUAAAGCCAAGAAAAAGCAAGUAGCAACUCUCUUACAAUCCGUCUACUUGGCUGAUCCUAAUAUUCCAACUGAAGUUAAUCCAAUCAAGCAAGCUUCUGCAUUCCCACCAAACUUUAUCCACUCUUUGGAUGCAACACACAUGGUUUUAACUGCGUUGCAAUGUAGCCAAAUUGGUAUUACAUACGCUAGUGUUCAUGAUUCAUACUGGACACAUGCUUCAACAGUUGACCACAUGUCAGAAAUUAUUAGAGAUACUUUCGUCAAAUUGCACUGUGAGGAAAUUCUAAAGAGAUUGAGAGAUGAGGUAAUUGAAAGAUACAAGGGAUACAGAAUACCAAUUUCAUCACUCGGUGCUAAGAUUGACAAGGAGAAUCCUAAGAUCGCACCACUCUUACCAAAAAGAUCUAAAAAAGUAGCAAAAAAGGAAGCAGAAAGGGAAGAAGAAGAAGAAGAAGAAAGUGAAGAUCUAAUGAACAUUACAUCGGAAGAUUUAGAAGCAAUUGAGACGAUAAAAGCAAAAACUAAUGAUGAUCUCAAUCUUAUAACUAAAGAUGAUGAAAUUUCAGACUUCAUUAAAUCAAAAUACAUCAAACUUGAAGAUGUUUUACCUGACUUACCAAAGAAAGGACCAUUUGAUGUCCGUGGAGUCGUCAAUUCACCAUACUUCUUCUCUUAAUUUAUAGAUAUUUAAACGGACAGGUAUAUUUAUUCAAAUCAUCACUCUAGUCUUUUUUGUAUUAUUUAUUUGAUUUAAAAUGCA
Messenger RNA from Wallemia mellicola CBS 633.66, 3978 nucleotides. RefSeq names its product DNA/RNA polymerase. The coding region runs from base 484 to 3894 and encodes 1136 amino acids. Gene Ontology annotation, biological process: mitochondrial transcription. The record is from RefSeq and is a predicted model, not a curated record. Gene Ontology annotation, cellular component: mitochondrial DNA-directed RNA polymerase complex. The transcript is spliced from 5 exons. Gene Ontology annotation, molecular function: mitochondrial promoter sequence-specific DNA binding; DNA-directed RNA polymerase activity. Lineage: Eukaryota; Fungi; Basidiomycota; Wallemiomycetes; Wallemiales; Wallemiaceae.